Bacillus rossius redtenbacheri is the source of this 768-nucleotide messenger RNA. RefSeq names its product small ribosomal subunit protein bS18m (gene mRpS18C). Bases 91 to 561 code for a protein of 156 amino acids. Gene Ontology annotation, biological process: mitochondrial translation. Gene Ontology annotation, molecular function: structural constituent of ribosome; small ribosomal subunit rRNA binding. The transcript is spliced from 4 exons. Lineage: Eukaryota; Metazoa; Arthropoda; Insecta; Phasmatodea; Bacillidae. The record is from RefSeq and is a predicted model, not a curated record. Gene Ontology annotation, cellular component: ribosome; mitochondrial small ribosomal subunit.
GGAAGUGAGAUCUUUGUUUACUUUUUUAUUCUUUGGUGAAACCGAGGUAGAUUCAAGUCACAAUCAUCGUAACAUAACCAAAACCGAAACAUGUUUUUGUGCAGGACGAGAAUACGUGCAGGGAAACUCCAACAGGCCACUUCACACUUACUGCAGUUGCGUUGUUCGUCUUCCAUCAAAGAUGACAACAGUUCUCAAGGCUUUGGAAACUACGAAGAGCUGGACGACAAACUCAUUGAAGCCAGAAAGAAAGACAUGCCCGUGUCGGACAUGGAGAACCCGUUCACGAAGGAGAAGGUGCAGUGCGUCCUGUGCCGCCUGAGGAUCACGCCGGACUACAAGAACGCGAAGCUGCUGUCGCAGUUCGUCUCCCCGUACACGGGGCGCGUGUACGGCCGCCACGUCACGGGCCUCUGCCUGCAGCAGCAGAAGACGGUGGAGGAGGAGAUAGUCAAGUCGCAGAACGCAGGUUACAUGGCGUAUUACCUGAAGCAAGUGGAAUUCCUCCACGAUCCACAUUUGUUCGACCCAGAGAAACCAAUCAGGCCGCACAGAUUUUAACGCUCACACCACUGUCUCAGUGUUUUGUAAGCCUGUAUAUGUGUAAUGUCAUAUAUUGAAUGUUUUGUGAACUUUGAUAUGAAAUUAGAGAUGGCAGCAUGUGAAUCGAGGGAGAGUGGUCUCCGCUCCUGGAUUUUUUUUAAUAUGUAGCACUGUAGCAUACAGUGCAUUUUUAGUGUGUGUGAUUAAAACAUGAAAAAGUGCUUA